Molecule: messenger RNA, 3483 nt
Organism: Globicephala melas (long-finned pilot whale)
Lineage: Eukaryota; Metazoa; Chordata; Mammalia; Artiodactyla; Delphinidae
Gene: ADRB1
Product: adrenoceptor beta 1
Biological process (GO): adenylate cyclase-activating adrenergic receptor signaling pathway; norepinephrine-epinephrine-mediated vasodilation involved in regulation of systemic arterial blood pressure; positive regulation of heart rate by epinephrine-norepinephrine
Cellular component (GO): plasma membrane
Molecular function (GO): beta1-adrenergic receptor activity
Source: RefSeq, a predicted model, not a curated record
CUGUUCCAGCAGCGACAGCGGCUCCAGCAGCAGCGGCGGCGGCGGCGGCGGCGACAGCGCACGGCUCCGGCUGGGAAGGCGCCCGGCGCCCAUGCCUCCGGCCCAGCGCCUCGGCUGUCCUGACCUGGCCGCGACCUCCCUCCGCGCGCCCCGCCGCCCGGGCCUCUGGGGGGUUCCCCAACCGCGGCCCAACUCCGCCACACCCCCUCCCCCGGCCUCCGCAGCUCGUCAUGGGCGCGGGGGCGCUCGCCCUGGGCGCCUCCGAGCCCUGCAACCUGUCAACCGCCGCGCCGCUCCCCGACGGCGCGGCCACGGCGGCGCGGCUGCUAGUGCCCGCGCUGCCGCCCGCCUCGCUGCUGACCCCCGCCAGCGAGGGAACCGCGCCGCUGUCGCAGCAGUGGACGGCCGGCAUGGGCCUGCUGAUGGCGCUCAUCGUGCUGCUCAUCGUGGCGGGCAACGUGCUCGUGAUCGUGUCCAUCGCCAAGACGCCGCGGCUGCAGACGCUCACCAACCUCUUCAUCAUGUCCCUGGCCAGCGCUGACCUGGUCAUGGGGCUGCUGGUGGUGCCGUUCGGGGCCACCAUCGUGGUGUGGGGCCGCUGGGAGUACGGCUCCUUCUUCUGCGAGCUCUGGACCUCGGUGGACGUGCUGUGCGUGACGGCCAGCAUCGAGACCCUGUGUGUCAUCGCCCUGGACCGCUAUCUCGCCAUCACAUCGCCCUUCCGCUACCAGAGCCUGCUGACCCGCGCGCGGGCGCGGGCCCUCGUGUGCACCGUGUGGGCCAUCUCGGCCCUGGUGUCCUUCCUGCCCAUCCUCAUGCACUGGUGGCGGGCUGAGGGCGACGAGGCGCGCCGCUGCUACAACGACCCCAAGUGCUGCGAUUUCGUCACCAACCGGGCCUACGCCAUAGCCUCGUCCGUCGUCUCCUUCUACGUGCCCCUGUGCAUCAUGGCCUUCGUGUACUUGCGGGUGUUCCGCGAGGCCCAGAAGCAGGUGAAGAAGAUCGACAGCUGCGAGCGCCGCUUCCUCAGCGGCCCCACGCGGCCGCCCUCGCCCUCGCCCGCGUCCUCGCCCGCGCCCCCGCUCCCGACCGCCGCCGCCUCCCCGGUGGCCAACGGGCGCGCCAGCAAGCGGCGCCCCUCGCGCCUCGUGGCCCUUCGCGAGCAGAAGGCGCUCAAGACGCUGGGCAUCAUCAUGGGCGUGUUCACGCUCUGCUGGCUGCCCUUCUUCCUGGCCAACGUGGUGAAGGCCUUCCACCGCGACCUGGUGCCCGACAGCCUCUUCGUCUUCUUCAACUGGCUGGGCUACGCCAACUCGGCCUUCAACCCCAUCAUCUACUGCCGCAGCCCCGACUUCCGCAAGGCCUUCCAGCGCCUGCUCUGCUGCGCGCGCCGGGCCGCCCGCGGGAGCCACGCGGCCGCCGGGGACCCGCCGCGCGCCUCGGGCUGCCUGGCGGUGGCCCGGCCGUCGCCGUCGCCCGGGGCCGGCUCAGACGACGACGACGACGACGUCGGGACCUCGCCGCCCGCGCGCCUGCUGGAGCCCUGGGCCGACUACAACGGUGGGGCGGCGGCCGACAGCGACUCGAGCCCGGACGAGCCGAGCCGCCCGGGCUGUGCCUCGGAAUCCAAGGUGUAGGGCCGGGCGCCCUCCGCGCCUCCCCGCCUCCCCGCCUCCCCAGCCCGGGCGCAGGCUCUGCGCCCCGGGAGGAAGAGAACCCGGGCGUCCCUGAAUGGCUUCCUGGGGGAAGAGGAGAUCUGUGUUUACUCAAGACCGAAAGCAGGUGAAUUCGAAGCCCGCAAACCUCGUCUGCAUCGUCCAAGGCAAACAGAAAAGCCACAGACAGUGUUGCACAGAAAGGAAGGUUUGGGGAGGGGUGGGAGAGCGGCUUGCUGAUUUUUGUUGGGUUCUUUUUUCUCUUUGUGGUCCGGCCUUAUUUUGUGGGUGCGUGUGAUACGUCUUUAGAUCUUUUUUUUCUCCCAGGUGGUUUUUUAACACUCUCUGCGAUGACCGGGAAGGAAAGGGAGAAGCGUUAGGAGAUAAGUCUCUGACUUGGCUUCUAUCCCGUUCUCGGGAACAGGAGCGGUCAACCGGAGAAAGAGGAGAGGAUGACAGUUGAUGAGGACGUGUUUCCUUUGCCUUCCGUUGAAAUUUCAUUUGAAUUGCUGAGUAAUGAUUUCUCCUGUUCUUAAAGCAGAGGGAAAGGAUGGAUGCAAAAAUCGCGUUUCAGGAAAUUUUAAGCUAUUCUUGGAACAAGCCUCACCUUGCUUUCCUUUUGUAGGGCAAGCCGGCUGUCCCCGAGAGCCUCGGUGGUCAGGCCGAGGGGUUCCUACCUCACACUGUGCACAUUGCACAGCAAGAUAGAAAGACUUGUUUAUAUUAAACAGCUUAUUUAUGUAUCAAUAUUAGUUGGAAGGACCAGGCGCUGAGCCUCUGUGACGUGUGACUCUGUCCGUUGAAGACAGGACAGAAAAAGAAAAGAAGAAGAGGAAACAGUUCAGAUUACUGCACAUGUGGGUAAAAACGAAAAACAGAACAAAACAAAAAGGCGUGAUUCAAAGUGGCAUUUUUGCACAGUAUUAGGAACUGUAAAGUCCGCUGAAGAUGUUACUUGCACAAAAAGAAAUUGAAUAUUUUUUAACGGGGGUGGGGUGAGGUAGGGGCAGAUCUUAAAAACUAAAAUAACACUCAAAGUCUGCUUCUGUUGUCUAUUAUGUUACUGAGCUAAUGAUUUAUUGGAAAAAUACCUUUUUAUACUCUUUUAUCAUGGUACUGUAACUGUAUCCAUAUUAUAAAUAUAAUUAUCUUCAGGAGUUUUUUAUUAUUUUUUUAUGUCCAAGGGCCCACGUGAAUCUGCUAGUAAUGUUUAGCACUUGUGUGUAGAUACUAUUUCCUCUCUGUGUCUUGCCAAGUAUUUAUACUCUGGUGCAACUAACUACUAUGUGAGGAAUUGAUCCAUGUGCAAUAAAUACCAAUAAAGCACAAAAAGGAUUAUGUACUGUGUGUCUGUAAGGGCUCAGUGAUAAUGGAAAAGACAGUUUGUUUUGUUCAAAAUAUAGGCUGGAUUUCCCAUAGAGCUCUUUUAAUAGCUUUUCAUGACUCAAUAGCAUAGCAAAAUGCCUCUAGACCAAAUAAGGCGUGCACCUACUGAGAGCUGCAUGCUUGCCCUAAAUUUUCACAGCCAGAUUCAGAGUAUUCUAGACUACUUGUAGGUGUUUUCAAGAUCCCAUCUGCCGUACUUGCCUUAAGAAGUAAUAUUUGGGAUUGUGCAUCUUCUAAGAAAAAAUGAUUGAGUCAGGUAACUCAGCUGCAACUUUGCACAGAAAUGCAGGAAAGAAGACUAAGUCGUGGACCCGGCAUUGCCUACUUGGAAUUCGCCCCAGGAGCCGAUCCAGAGAAAUGCAGCCCAGAGAAGCCGACCCAGGUUUCUGAGUGCAUGAUGCUGACAGCCUGGCCAAUGACGGAAGGUUCUGCCCCCUUGCAG